AUGACAGCCCCUCUCGUUAAAGUCCUGCACAGGAUGCAGGAACUCUUUUCCAACAUCGUUGCUGCCCUGGAGGCCGUGCUUUUGUUUCCCUCGCUAUUCCGGGAUCCGACCCGUAAACGACAGAAGCCUUUCCACAAGCCCUACUGGCGUCGCCGGACCCUGGAUGAUCUCGCCGAUGAGAUUGACCGGCUGUUCAGCGCGCCUUUGUCCAUGCAGAGUAUGAUGGCAAUGUCAGGGAAGAUCCGAGAGCAAUUCAAGUCUUGUUUACAGUCUAGUCCCGUGAGCAUGCUACCAUCCUACAACCAUGCGCUUCCCUCGGGACAAGAGCAGGGAACUUAUCUGGCGCUUGAUGUGGGAGGAUCCACAUUUCGAGUCGCCUUGGUCGAACUACGCGGAAAGGGAGACAUGCAUAUCGUCAAGGUCUCCUCGUCGUACAUCGACAACGACGUGAAGCUGCUAGAGGGAACUCUUUUCUUUGAUUGGAUGGCGGAGAAAAUCGAAGCCAUGCUGAGUGAAGUUGGUGCUAACUAUGGCCGUGAGGCUGUCCCGCUAUCCAUGGGUCUGUCGUGGUCGUUCCCCAUCGAGCAGACCUCCAACAGCAGUGGAUUGGUUAUCCAUAUGGGCAAGGGUUUUAUGUGCUCAAACGGCACCCUAGGACAGGAGCUGGGAGAUCUCAUCGUUCAGUCCUGUCAAAAGCGCCAUCUCAAUAUCCAGGUGGAUGCCAUUGUGAACGACAGCUCCGCCACCCUUCUGUCCCGAGCCUACGUCGAUCCCAAGACUCGCAUGUCUCUCAUCCUGGGUACUGGAACCAAUGUUGCGAUCCACUACCCCGUGCACCAGAUCGGAUUGUCGAAAUUCGGUACGCGGCCACUGGGUUGGUUUGACUAUGCCAAGCACGUCAUCGUCAACAGCGAAAUGAGCAUGUUCGGCGGCGGCAUUCUGCCCAUGACGCGAUGGGAUGAAGUUCUUAACAGCACGCAUCUCCGGCCUGACUAUCAGCCUUUGGAAUACAUGAUCACCGGACGCUACCUCGGAGAAAUCGUUCGUCUGAUCAUGAUCGAGGCGGUUGAAACAGCUCAGUUGUUCGGAGGCGAGCUUCCUCACACUAUGCGGGACGCCUAUUCGUUCGAUACUAGCAUUGUCGCCGCUCUCGAGGGCGACACGUCGCCAUUGCUUACGUCUUCGGCUGCCCUACUCCAGAAGGAACAUUCGUUUUCCACUGUGCCGUCAACAAAGGACUUGCAGUUUUUGCGCCGUGUCUGUCAACUUGUUUCGAAACGGUCAGCGGGGUAUCUAGCCACGGCCAUCCACAGUAUGUGGUGCUUGCGUAAUGAGGCCGAGUCCCCCAACACCACGACUUCCACGGCAUCGUCAAUCAAGCAGAGCCAAGAUGUGACUGUAAUCGAGACCGAGGAUACUCCUCGGAGUCUAUCCAUCGCAUGCGAUGGCAGUGUUAUCAACAAGUACCCCGGCUUCAAAGACCGCUGCCAAGGCUAUAUCAACCAGCUCACUCAGGAGACCAAUGCAUCUAACGGGUCUCAAGACGAUGCUUCUGUCAGUCUAGAACUUGCACCCGAGUGUGCGAUUCUCGGAGCAGCCGUCGCAGUCGCAGUCGCAGUGGCCGAGAAAAAGGAAUGA
Messenger RNA from Aspergillus affinis, 1638 nucleotides. Its product is annotated as putative hexokinase. Gene Ontology annotation, cellular component: mitochondrion; cytosol. NCBI's taxonomy places the organism in Eukaryota, Fungi, Ascomycota, Eurotiomycetes, Eurotiales, Aspergillaceae. The transcript has a single exon. Bases 1 to 1638 code for a protein of 545 amino acids. Gene Ontology annotation, molecular function: ATP binding; fructokinase activity; D-glucose binding. The record is from RefSeq and is a predicted model, not a curated record. Gene Ontology annotation, biological process: glucose 6-phosphate metabolic process; glycolytic process; intracellular glucose homeostasis.